Molecule: messenger RNA, 2141 nt
Organism: Folsomia candida
Lineage: Eukaryota; Metazoa; Arthropoda; Collembola; Entomobryomorpha; Isotomidae
Gene: Rab30
Product: ras-related protein Rab-30
Exons: 5
Coding region: 630-1256 (208 amino acids)
Cellular component (GO): trans-Golgi network
Molecular function (GO): GTP binding; GTPase activity
Source: RefSeq, a predicted model, not a curated record
AGUGGGAUAAUCCGCAGUUCAAAAUAACUUCGUUGCAGUAAGUAUUAGUAUAUAAAGGAGAGAUUAUUUUGGUAUAUAGAGUGUAAGUAAAAUGCAUAGAAAAUGCCAAAAUUCUGGUGAUUCAUCCAAAUCAUCAUCUUCUGCCCACCUGCGUGACGUGACGAGCAGAAUGUUGUAGAAUAGAACGGCGAUACACUGCUAUUCUUCUACUGUGAUACGUCGAGAUGUAAAAAAAACCUUGCAUCCCUGUCAGCUGCUGUUAUGUUGUAAUCUUCUUAAUACGCCGUUUUUCGAUAUAACAAGUGUAAAAUCUGUUAGAUUCUAAAAUGUCGGAUUUAAGAAAGGAGUCAAGUUUGUAAAGAAAAUCCGACUUUCUUUGUAAACCAUUUCAGUUUUGUUGUGACUCGUUUUAAUUGAAGUUAAAAGCCUAUAAGGUUUUUGGAUUUUUCGAGUUUUUAUUUUUAGUUGGAGUUAGAUUUACUUAAAUAGAGAAUUUCUAACAUCACAGCAGAUAAGCUGAUGUACGUUUAUAGAAGUUUAGUAAUAAGGUAGAUUAAUGUUUCUUACGUCGUUUUUGUGAUUAUUAUUUCUACUGUCAACUGAAGCAGCAAUUUACAAUUAAAGUUAAGAUGGAAGAUUAUAAAUUUCUGUUUAAAGUCGUACUCGUUGGAAAUGCUGGGGUUGGCAAGACAUGUCUUGUUAGAAGGUUUACACAGGGCCUUUUUCCGCCGGGACAAGGUGCCACAAUUGGUGUAGAUUUCAUGAUCAAGACUGUUGAUAUAAAUGGGGAAAAGGUGAAAUUGCAGAUUUGGGAUACGGCUGGACAGGAAAGGUUUCGGUCAAUCACGCAAAGUUACUACCGGUCAGCUCACGCCCUCAUUUUGGUGUACGACGUUAGCUCCCAACCAACUUUCGACUGUCUUCCAGACUGGCUUAGGGAGAUUGAAGAGUAUGCAAAUACCAAAGUUCUCAGAGUUCUUGUUGGAAAUAAAACGGAUCGAGAAGACAGGGAAAUACCAACAUACGUCGGGGAAGACUUUGCCCAAAGAAACAAUAUGUACUUUAUGGAAACUUCGGCUAAAGAGGCGGAUAACGUUGAGAAACUCUUUAUGGAAAUUGCACACGCCUUGAUAGAACAAGCAAAGGUGAGAGAACCGGUGUCAGAGUACAAGGGAGGGGCUGGACCAGCCAUUCACGUGAAUAGUUCCAGAAAUAAUUCUGCCUCCAGUGAAAGCUGUUGUGGUCGCUUAUUAUGAUCAUUUCUCUGUUCGACACUCCCCAUUCCUCAUCUUUCGUAUGUACCUUACGCCAAGAAAAAUAAUCACCGGUGGUUCACCAAACAUUCAUAUCCGCCUUCUACACUGCAAUUUCAAUUAUUUAUCGUUUCUUAUUUCAAAUGUGGUUGUGGUGUAUUAGUGAAUCAUAUAUUUAGUCUGACUUGUUAUCAUUUAGGCAUAUAGUUUAUAAUAUCGAGUUGAUGUUGAAUUUAAUUGAGACUCUAGUUGGAAUUUAGAUUCAUAUGCAUUGUUUCCAGAUUUAUUAAAUGUUGUCAUUUCACUUUAGCUUUGAAUUCCAGCGUAACUGUGGUACAAAUAGUUUACAAAGUUGUUUACAAUGGUUUUGCUUGUUAUUUUCUCUCCACUUUACUUACUUUUACACCUUCUUGAAAUUUUAAAUAUCAAUCAAUCACUACAGUGUUUGAAAUAGCUGAGAAAUGUCAACUACUACUAAUUUAUUAUUGGAGAAGCAGCAGAAAGAAGAGAAGAAGCCUGCAGACAUUACCUAUUUACCACAAAAUGGUUACCAUUGCAGCUUGCAAUAAUAUUUAAGUAUUGGGAAACCCCCCACAAACCUCAGUAUUUCUAUUUUGAUACAAGACUAUCAUGCUAUUUGUAAUAAUGGUACCACAAAUUUCCAAGCUAAUUUAGUCCACCACAACUUAUGUAUAAUAUAAAUAACACUAAAUUUAGAAUUAUAGUCUACAUAUGCUAUACAUACUCCAUCCACUUCCAGGAAAACACUAUCAUAAUAAUGCUAUAAUAGUUAGUUGGAGUGAUUAAAAAAGCUAAAAAGGUGCAUAAUUCAUAAGUAUUACCAUGAUCAAUCAAUAAACACAGAUUUUCUGAUGCAAUGUAAUCGAA